UCCAUGGCUGACAAACAGUCUCACCUCAAUGGUGCCUACUAUGGCCCCUCAAUCCCACCUCCUCCGAGAACCUACCACCGCCCCGGUCGCAGCUCGGGCUGCGGAUGCGGCUGCUGUCUUCUAAAGUGUCUCUUCAACAUCAUCAUCACCGCCGUCGUCAUCAUCGGCCUCGCCGUUCUCAUCUUCUGGCUCCUCUUCCGCCCCAACAGGGUCAAGUUCCAUGUCACAGACGUCCAACUCACCGAGUUCAACCUCACUGCCAACAACACUUUGCAUUACAACCUCGUCGUUAACAUGACGGUGCGUAAUCCCAACAGGAGGAUCGGCAUCUACUACGAUCGUAUCGAGGCUCGGGCUUACUUCGAGGAUCAAAGAUUCAGUACCAAAACGUUGACCCCGUUUUAUCAGGGACACAAAAAUACCAGUUUCUUGAACCCUGUUCUCGUAGGGCAACAAUUCGUGAGACUUGGUGCCAAGGAAACUUCAAAGUUGAAUGACGAGAGGAGAGAUGGGGUUUACAGUAUUGAUGUGAAGUUGUAUUUGAGGAUUAGGUUUAAGCUUGGAAGGAUCAAAACUGGUAGGUUUAAGCCUAGAAUUUCCUGUGACUUGAAGGUUCCUUUCAACUCAGCUUCCAAUAAUAGCGUCGCUGGUGCUUUUGAAACCACCAGGUGUGGUUUGGAUUUCUGAUGGGUCAUUGCUUUGAAUUUGUUCGAGCUGCUUCAUUCGGGGUUUCAUGUAAAUAUUUGUUGACUUUUGGGUUUAUGGGGUAGGUUUUGUUGAAUAAAAUAAUACUGAUUGUUUUGU
Molecule: messenger RNA, 804 nt
Organism: Hibiscus syriacus
Lineage: Eukaryota; Viridiplantae; Streptophyta; Magnoliopsida; Malvales; Malvaceae
Product: NDR1/HIN1-like protein 3
Exons: 1
Coding region: 4-687 (227 amino acids)
Biological process (GO): defense response to other organism
Source: RefSeq, a predicted model, not a curated record